GCUGAAAGUCCUGAAAAGAAAACAAAAUGGAAAAAGAAAGCUGCAAAAGAGUUGGCUUUGGAUACUAAACGAUUAUCUAAAGCAAAAAUACAUCACUGAUGACAAUACAUUAUUAGACAGAUAUGAUAAGUAUUGCAAAGAAACAAGCUGGCUAUUAAGAGAUUUGACAGCCCUGUUACAUCAUGAAAGGUCAUGGAGAGUAUCUGGUUACGUAUAUCCAACUAGACGGAAAAAUAAGGGAAACAGACGAAAUCAACAUGGUCGUGCUUCCAGCUCUCAAGCUGCUGAGAGUGCACAGAACCAGCCUCCUAUACAAGUAUCUGAUGCUAGUAAUAGAGACUUAGAUCUUCCACCUGGACAACUGGUGGUGACCUCAUCAAGGUCAACAUUUAAUGCAUUCGCCAACAACUUAUCAUCUCCUACUCCCAGCUCAACUGUAUCUAUAGAUUCAGAGAGGACAUUGAGAACGAGACUACGUCGCGAGUUACCAGAUAGUCGUUUCAGCAGAGCGCAGCAGCGACCAAAACACCCUGAGUACUCGGAUCAACCAGCUCGACAGCGGUCUUUCACUAACUGGCCAGCAACAACAGGGCAGGAUCCUGCAAGAAUGGCUAUCUAUGGAUUCUUUUACACAGGGAGGUUGGACCUGAUAAGGUGUUUCCAGUGUGGUAUUGGUCUUAAGGACUGGGCGGGUGCGGACGAACCUCUGUUUGAACACAUAAAACAUUCUCCAGAUUGUAGCUUCCUAAAAGAUCUUCUCGGACAAGAUUUGUUUAUUGCAUAUAGAGAUAAUCUGCAGGCAAGUCAAUCACAACAGGCGGGCAACACUGCUACAACUGCAGGGAGUGAGAGCACUGCAGCAAGAGUCAGGAACCCUCAGUUUAAGGAGAUGCCAGCAAGAUUAAGUUCAUUUGACAAAUGGCCAACCACUGCACAACAAAGUCCACAAAGGUUGGCUGAUGCUGGCUUGUUUUACACAGGAAUGAACGACCUCUGUAGAUGUUUCACAUGUGACGGAGGGUUACAGCGCUGGGACGCAGAUGACGAUCCUUGGAUAGAACAUGCCAGAUGGUUCCCACAAUGUCAGUAUGUGAGACAGAUUAAAGGGCAGGAAUAUAUCAACAUGGUACAGCAGGCGGCGGCACAGGCUCGUGCUGAAGAAGAGGACCCAUCUGUUAUAAUUCCUGCAGUAGCACAAGGGGCUGGAAGAACUGGACCUGUGCAACAAGGGAUGGAAGACUUGAACUUAGAAGACAAUAGUCCUCUGAACACAUACGCUGCUCACUCUGUGAUUGGAAUUGGUUUUUCUCGACGUGCAGUUUUGAUCGCUAUCGAUGAAUAUAAACGUCAAGCUGCUCCUGGUAAAGAGAAUGACUAUGGUUCCACAGAUCUUGUGCGGAUUCUUAGAGAUCGUGAAGCAAGAGGCGAGGCCUUGCCCCCAGAUUCACCCAUGGACACCUAUCUUGGAGCCACAGCUGCUGUUUUGCUUCCUGAAAACUUGGAUCCCGAGGAAGAAAAUCGCCGACUUCGAGAUAUAAUGAAAUGUAUGGUAUGUCGAGAGAAUGAUACAAACAUUUUAUUUUUACCCUGUACACAUCAUAGGAUGUGUGAAGAAUGUGCUGAAAAAGUUCAAGUUUGCCCAGUGUGUGACCAGAAAAUCUCUGAAAAAAUUAAAACAUACUUAUCGUAACAAAAUUAAUGAUCCAA
Molecule: messenger RNA, 1707 nt
Organism: Ruditapes philippinarum (Manila clam)
Lineage: Eukaryota; Metazoa; Mollusca; Bivalvia; Venerida; Veneridae
Product: baculoviral IAP repeat-containing protein 2-like
Exons: 10
Coding region: 608-1690 (360 amino acids)
Source: RefSeq, a predicted model, not a curated record